Alternaria conjuncta is the source of this 1257-nucleotide messenger RNA. RefSeq lists its product as uncharacterized. Gene Ontology annotation, cellular component: membrane. NCBI's taxonomy places the organism in Eukaryota, Fungi, Ascomycota, Dothideomycetes, Pleosporales, Pleosporaceae. Gene Ontology annotation, biological process: transmembrane transport; metal ion transport. The coding region runs from base 1 to 1257 and encodes 418 amino acids. The record is from RefSeq and is a predicted model, not a curated record. Gene Ontology annotation, molecular function: magnesium ion binding; cobalt ion transmembrane transporter activity; magnesium ion transmembrane transporter activity. The transcript is spliced from 2 exons.
AUGUCAUCUCAGCUAGCUGGUGUGGAGGAGCAAAACGAGCUCAUUGUCGAGUAUCUCAGUGCAAUGGCACUGCGCCUCGAGACGUUGCGAUCCAAAGCAAUUGAUAUACGCAACAGUGUCGCCAAUGAGAGAAACGAAAAGCCGAGCGAGUAUCUCCUACCGCUAUCGCUUGUAAAAGCGGCAGAGAUGAUUUUGCAGAUGAUCGAUACUUGCGGGUAUAGUGUUGUUGAGUUGCACAAACUCAAUCUGGCCGACGCGAUGCCCAUCAUCUCGUGGAAGGAGCUCAAGACUCACAUGGAUCUGCUUUCAUACUUCGGCUCAGCAGCUUCUACUACACUUUCGUCAGCGCGUAAAGAGCUACUGAUCAUGGCGCAUACUGGCAGCCACCGGGGAGCUGUACAAAACUUCCGCAGUACGCCUGAGGUUACUUUGCUCAUAUGCCUCUUCCAUCUCUGGUCAAGAGCGGUAUUGCACGACUCGUCUGUACCUGACUUGUACCGAGAGCAUCUUUCGAAAAUGCAAUACGAAGCUAGCCGUCGGCCAUCUAAGCUUGCCCUCCGAGAGUUGUACCUCUUGGAAGAGGAAUUCGAGAUGGUAGCCUCUAUCUGCGCUCAACAACGCAGCAUGAUCAGGGAUUUCUACGACAUCAUCGGUCCCUCCACCUAUCGCAUAGCCACCAAAGAAUGUUUCAGAGCCGACAGAGACAUCGUGAUCCCCCUCAUGAACCAAAAUCACAACAACGCUGUCAACAUGGGAGCAACUUCUACAGGAGUAAGAGAAACACAGGCACUGUUCGAUAGGACCAAAGAGGUGCUCCGCCACAACGUUGAAGUCUCAGAAGAAAGCAACUCGAAAGCCAUCAGAGUAUUUACUCUAGUGACAAUCGUGUUUCUUCCUCUUUCUUUCAUCUCUUCCGUAUUCGGCAUGAACACUACGGAUAUAAGAGACAUGAGCAGCUCGCAAGCUCUCUUUUGGGCCAUUGCCAUUCCCGCCACAGCGGUGAUUGGAGGACUCUCCUUGACGAUCGCAUAUCACGGAACGUACAUGUGGGCUAAAGUACGCGCGAUGGGUGAUGCUGCGUGGGGAUCAGAGAAGAUAUCGCGCGGGCGGCGUGCCUGGAAACGAAAGCCAAAAGACGUGGAAAAGGUAGACGAUGGCGAGGUUGCAGACACACGGCCUCUGGGACCAGGUCAUCUCCGGAGAAGGAAGACAGUCUUGAACGUUGUUGGGUCGAAGAAACCAAGGAAGUUCCGGUAA